GGAUUCUGGAAGUUUGCGGACAAUGGAGAGUCCUCAUAUUGGUGUCGUCCGGGAUUCCAUGUUGACUAACCCACGUUUAAUACGGCCCUCCCUGGGUAGGUCCAAGUCCAAAGGUCUGACGUGCCCAGGACCAGAUUUUGUAUACGGGAUGGUGACCACCAUUCAAGAUGGAGGUGUAGCUGAAGCCAUCUCUAAGUGGCACUGUGGGUCUGCUGAGGGCGGGUGCUCUGGCGCCCCCCGCAGGCGUGAGCGGGACUUUGUGAGUCUGAACCGUGAGGGGGUGAAGUCCGGCGUGGUGACGGCCCAGGAGCUGCGCCAGUACCGGGCCACGCACGACAUCAGACGCCCCUCGCCCACCCGCGGGGUCGCACGCCGCUCCAUGCCCACCGUCCUGCCCCCCGACAUCACCUUUGGCAUCUCCACACGGCCGUCCACGCCCAUUGGGGAGCUCCUGCAGCAGCAGUACCGGCAGCGCUGGAUACAGCAGCAGCUCAACACACACACCGCACUGCAGGGACAACACAACAAGAGGCAGCUGGGGAGGAUCCAGGACACUCGGACGUCAACACUACGGAAGAGUCGGCCCACCGUUGUGAACGCCCCUUUGUGGAAGCUGCCUAGAUUUCAGCAGGUGAGUCCAGCACUGGACACGUUCGGGGAUGCGGCUGCCAGACAGAGAGCCCUUAAAGCCCAGCAGGCUGAUGCAGCCCGAGGACUCGGAACACUCGGAGCUCUCCGACAGGGCAGCAACGCCAAGGACUAGCACACACACUCAUACACACAGACACACACACACACCCAUAAUCACAUGUUCAAUCAGGAGCAUAAUGUGUAGCCUACAAUGAGACUAGGACUUGUCUGCCUGAGCACAGCAGGCAUAUGUAGUUAUCAGAUUAGUGAUCAUGAUUUGAAUCAUUUUUGCUUUCAUUUCUAAUUAUUUUAUCACAAUUAUGUUACUUAUUGUCACAGUUAUAGUUGUAGCCUCUCAUCACUAGAAAUUAAUCUGAUUUGUGGAAAUCUAUCAU
This is a messenger RNA of Sardina pilchardus (European sardine), 1025 nucleotides long. It is a transcript of the gene cfap77, whose product is annotated as cilia and flagella associated protein 77. NCBI's taxonomy places the organism in Eukaryota, Metazoa, Chordata, Actinopteri, Clupeiformes, Clupeidae. The transcript is spliced from 6 exons. Bases 23 to 763 code for a protein of 246 amino acids. The record is from RefSeq and is a predicted model, not a curated record.